This is a messenger RNA of Effrenium voratum, 1263 nucleotides long. The record is from the annotation of a GenBank genome assembly. NCBI's taxonomy places the organism in Eukaryota, Dinophyceae, Suessiales, Symbiodiniaceae.
AGCAAUUCGACCAGAAGGUCCCCGCAGGCGGCGCCUUCACCGUGCCUUAGCGCCCAUGGCGCCGCCUGUGAUUUGCGAUACCGGGACUGGGGUGAUCAAGGCGGGCCUGGCCGGUGAGCAGGAGCCGUCCCUGGUCUUCCCCAACCUCCUGGGGCGCCCCAUGCUGCGCGCCGACGGCAUGAACCUCGGCCAGGUGGAGGACCUGAUGAUUGGAGACGAGGCCAAUGCAAACAGGUCCAUGCUCCAGCUGUCCAGACCCAUCCAGAACGGCGUGGUGAAAGACUGGGACGGCAUGGAGGCUGUAUGGGACUACACCUUCCAGAGGCUUGGCGUGUCCAACUUCAGCGACCACAAGGUGCUUCAGACGGAGGCGGCGCUGAACCCCCCGAAGAACCGGGAGAAGAUGGCCCGAGCCCCGGGCGCAAACAAGGUGGAGAUCAUGUUUGAGCGCUAUGGCUUCGGCUCGGUGAACGUGUCCGUGCAGGCGAUCCUGGCCUUGAACUCGCGGGGGCUCACCUCCGGCUUCGUGGUGGACUCCGGUGAUGGUGUCACCCACCUGGUGCCGGUGACGGAGGGAUACCUGGAGCCCGCGCUGGUGCAGAGAGUGAACCUGGCUGGGCGCCACGUCACAGAGCAACUCAUGAAGCUCCUGGUAGGCCAAGGCCAUCCCCUGAACUCCACCGCCGACUUCGAGACGGUCCGAGAGAUCAAGCAGAAGCUGUGCUACGUGGCCUACGACCCCGGGGCGGAGAAGAAGCUCGCGCGGGAGACCACGUUGGUGGACAGGCUGUACAGCCUGCCGGACAGCCGCGCCAUGCGCAUCGGCGCGGAGCGGUUCAUGGCCCCGGAAAUCCUGUUCAAGCCCUCGCUGGCUGGGCACGGGGACGCUGAGGGCCUGGCUGACCUGGUGUUCAACACCAUCAGAAAAUCGGACAUCCACGUGCAGAAGGACUACUUCCAGACGAUCCUCCUGUCCGGGGGGACCACCAUGUUCCCCGGGAUGUCCUCCCGCUUGGAGAAGGAUCUCAAGUCCCUGUACCUGCAGAACGUGCUGGGUGGGGACACGGCGCGCGCCAGCAAGUUCCGGGUGCAUGUGGAGGACCCUCCGCAGCGGCAGCACAUGGUCUUCCUGGGCGCCUCCAUUAUGGCCGAGGCCUACGACCAGCAGGCGGACUCCAAGUUCUGGAUCUCCCGGCAGGAGUACCAAGACGUGGGGGCCGGUGCGGUGCAGCGAUUGAUUCCCACGAAGCUGUCGUGAGCCGG